This is a messenger RNA of Naegleria lovaniensis, 1272 nucleotides long. RefSeq lists its product as uncharacterized. Bases 1 to 1272 code for a protein of 423 amino acids. NCBI's taxonomy places the organism in Eukaryota, Heterolobosea, Eutetramitea, Acrasida, Naegleriidae. Gene Ontology annotation, molecular function: sterol binding. The record is from RefSeq and is a predicted model, not a curated record. Gene Ontology annotation, cellular component: cytosol; intracellular membrane-bounded organelle; membrane. The transcript has a single exon.
AUGAGUUCAUCCUCCAAACGAAAUUCCAAACGUUUGUCCAACGUUGAAUCAUCAAGCCCAAGACAACCAUUAGGAGAGACGUAUUUUGGUGCUGGUAUUGUUUUGAAUGAUGUAGGAAAGGAUGGACGUUCAUUGGCUUGUGCUAGUGGAGGUGGAUACUUGUUUACCAAUGAAGAAGAAAUUAAAGAACAACGAAAAGGAAUUUGGGAUAUGGUCAAAAAGCUGGGAGGUGCUCUCCUUGAAGGAAAAGAUUUAGUAUCGGUUUCUUUGCCUGUAUAUAUUUUUGAAGGACGAAGCUUUUUACAACGUUUGCCUGAUUUGUGGGCAUUCCAUAAAUUAUUAACCAAGGCUGCCGAUGAGAAGGAUCCAGUCGAGAGAUUCAUUCAAGUGAUUGCUUUUGGUAUUGCUGGAUUACAUCAGAUGUGUGUACAGAAGAAACCUUUCAAUCCGAUUCUCGGAGAAACAUUUGAAGCUACCUUUCUUCAUGAAAAGGAUCCUACCAAGGAUAUUCAACUCUUUGUCGAACAAACAUCUCAUCACCCUCCUAUCUCUUCCUAUGAAGCCCAAGGUCAUAAUUUCAGAUUGCACGGAUAUUGUGGUUACCUUGCAAGUAUCCGAGGAAAUGCCUUGAAAGGCGGCCAAGUAGGUCCAACAUAUAUCGAUUUUGAAUCGGAUGGAGCAACCAUUCACUACUCACAACCAUUCUUGUGGCUAAAAGGUAUUUGUUGGGGAGAACGAGUUCUCGAAUAUUAUGACAAGAUGGCUUUCACAGAGAACAAGAAUAAUCUCGAAUGUGAAGUAGUCUUUAAUCCAGACCAAAAGAGUUUCAUUGGAUCCUUUUUCAGUAGUCAAAAGACCCCUGUUGAUUUCUUGAGAGGUGAAGUUAAAAAAGAUGGUAGCGUGAUCGGUGUGAUUGAAGGAAGUUGGUUGGGUGUUGUUCACUACUAUCCUGGACAAACAGCUGAUUCAUUGUCUUCAAUGAAAGACAAGGAAAAGGUCGAAGUAUCUCGCAAGGAAAUUUUCAAUAUUGCAAAGGAAGUUCCAAAAUAUGCUAAACCUUCGGAUGAUCCUCUUCCAUCAGAUGCUCGUUUCCGAGAAGAUGCUGUUGCUCUCCGAAGUGGAAACUUGGAAUUAGCUCAAACAAAGAAAGAAGAGCUUGAGAACAAACAAAGAAGAGAACGAGCUCUCAGAAAGACUGGAUCCAGUCGGAAUAGCCUUGCAAGCAAUCAAAGUGGUAGCGAAAAAGACUUGAUAGAGGCAACUCAAAAUUAG